AUGUGUAGCGAAGGAGCACAGGCAUUAGUGUGUAUUCACAAUCAUGAAUUCAGUGGUGUACGGAUGGAGAAAUUUACCAACAUGAUUUUAUAUAUUGUGGUUUUAUUGACUUUCAUAUUUAAUGGAGAAACAUUGGCCUCAGAAUGUUGCAGUAAUGCGACCGAUGAAGCGUGCAGGGAUGCCUGUGCUACGCUGAUUAAUCCUGACUCUGAACGCAACAAGAAUGAGUUAGGGCAAUUGAAGAAUCUGGUCCUUGUGAGUGAAUUUUGUCUACCACAACAGACUGCCUUUUGGAAAUGUAUAAACAUGACGGUUCCAGUGGUGAAGUCGAUGAUGGCAUGGUCAGCACAGCCAUGCUGUGAGAAAGCUGUCAAUAGGUAUUGCCAGGAAGCCUGCUAUCAGGCGACCAGCGUCAGAGAACUUGUGAGGAAUUGUAGCCAGAGUACAGAAACAAAGUUAUAUAAAUGUAUAGAAAAACAUGGAGAUGCUGAACAAUGCUGCAGACCAGCCAGAAGCUACAACUGUCACUUAAUAUGUAGAGGUACACACAUGGUAUCUGGUUUGGGCAGACAGAAACAGAGAUACAUUAUCCGGAGACAGUGUCAUGGUGUCAACCAGCCCAUUAUGCAGUGUGUUCAAAAUCGUCACCGUCCAGUACGGGAAAGCGAUCCAGACUUAAGCUUGCCAUGUUGCUAUGAAGCCCCAGCAGAUUCUGAAUGCAGGAACACAUGUAUUAAGGGAAUACAGUUACGGUAUCCAGAGAACAUGUUCAUGGAACAGCUAGUGAAAAAGUGUGGUGUUCCAAAAAUACAUAGUGAUCCGUUGUGGGCAUGCUUCUUGCUUAACACCAACAUUGAGGGGGACAUAGAUAUGGAGAGAAACAUUAUAGAUGGUGCCAGGCUUCAAUGCUGUACUAAAGCUAACACCCUUGCCUGUCGGAAUCUUUGUUCAAGGACAUUCAGCACAGAUUGGGCAAACACCUGGGAUGAUUUUAACACUAAAUGCCAAAGUCUAGCAGCUCCUGUAUUGGACGUCAUAAUGGAAGGUCCCAUGCUGUCUUGUAUGGCAGAAGUGGAAGAACCUUGCCAGCUUGGGUGUGACGGUCUCAGUUUUUGCUCCAACUUCAACAAUAGACCAACAGAGCUGUUUCGGAGUUGUAAUGCUCAGACAGAUAUAGCUGCCAGGGAGAGUUUAACCAGCUGGCAGAAUGGCACCAUUAGGCUUCCUCAGAUGUCCAUUCCUGUCAAAGAUAUUCGGGAGUGUGAACCAGAGAUGUGGAAGGCUCUUGUUUGUGCCCUGCAGAUUAAGCCAUGCAAUAGAAGAGCCACUCCAUUGCCCCUAUGCAGGGAAGACUGUUUCCACAUCCUGAACCAGUGUGUAGAUCACAGUCGUAUGAAGCCAGGCCACACCUUGCAGCUUUUGUGUAACACUUUGUCCCCUGGAGAUUCUAAACAUGGUGCUUGUAUCUCCGUCAAGAAGUAUCUGACUGAGAGUCCUCAUAAACACUAUGGACAUCUUAUCACCAGUCCAUGUAACCCUAACCCUUGUAAUGACAACCAGGUUUGCUGGAUCAACCGACGUAAAUGUAGGCACCCUGAGGUCUGUCUGCCCUAUGUCUGCCAUAGUGCUUGUGGAAUGGGAGCAGUUACCAACAUGUAUGUUCCUAAGAACACUUAUGUCCGGAUUCCUGAUGCAGAGAAGGAUUUCCAUAGUGAUGGACAGUGUAUGCACUAUCGUAUGUGUCAAUGUAGACACCAUAACAACCUGGAUAAUUGUAAACGUCUACCCUGUAUCAAGAGGGAUUCUUGUAGCACCAGUAAAGGUACCAAAAAGCAUGGGGAACACUUCAAAAUUGACUGUAAUCACUGCAUCUGUAACUCUGGUCAGCUCCUGUGUACCCAGCAUCGCUGUCCCCUAGAGCCAGGCUCUGAAGGAUUGACAGGGUUACCAUGUGACUGUACUCCAAGCUUUGCUCCACAGUGUGGAAUUAAUGGAAAGACUUAUCCGAACAGAUGCAUGGCUCAGAAGUGUGCAAAACUACGAAGUCAUGAACUCAUUCCAGGGACUUGCUCGACUGUUGACCCUUGUGCAGACAAUCCUUGUGGGGAUGAAUACAGGUGUAUGUCAAAACGAAGUGUGUGUUUAAGCAAUGCCAUGGAUAACACCUGUUACCAGUAUGAAUGUGUGGCAGUAAUGGGCAUUGAUCAGUGUGAACGCCAUGAUCAUGAACCUGUGUGUGAUACAGAUAAUGAUGAAUACACUAACAUUUGUCUCCUCCUGGCCAAGAAAAAGAGGCUUGCUUAUAGGGGACACUGUCAGAAAUACUGUUCUGACAACGGUGUGGUGUGUGGCCAUAACGGGGAGUCUUACAACAGUGAAUGUGCAGCCCUGGCUGACCGUACCACUGUAGAUUAUUUGGGACAGUGUAGGGCUGUUGGCAUGUACUCAGGGAAUUUGACCACAACUAAUAAUUGUGCAAAUGUGGUCUGUCGUGCCGUGAAGCCAAAGCAGUGCCGUCCCAUUACUCCACCUGGGGGCUGCUGUCCAGUCUGUGCUGCGGAGAUCCGCAUUGUGUACAGUGAGGAACUUCUGAAUGUGGCAGCAUCUGCCAUGAACAGUGCUGUGAUAACAUUGGCAGACAUCUUGCUAAUUCUGUCGCGUCAAUUGUCAGUGGUUCAGUGUGACUUAUAUGGCUACCUUAGUGUAGAAAAUGACAUUGUUAUCCUGGUGGCUCCCGUCUCAGCACAACCAUCCAUGCUGCUGGUUCGUGCAUGUUCAAAGGAGGCGGAAAGAUUAGGCUACCUAAUACAAUCUGACAGUCCAUUAAUGAAGUCAUAUCUGACAUUGAGUCCGUUGCUUGUAGCCUCCAUACAUACCCCAGGGGUAGCUAGUCUUCAGUCAACAGCUACCCCUCUAUCUACACCUUCUCUAGUAGUGAACACAGGACUUUUACUUUAUACACUAUAUACAUGGCUGCACUCGGUAUAACAUCGGACCAGUUAUAAUCAGAAUCUCAGAGACUCUUUCGAUUGGAUCAUUAGAUGUAUCACAUGGUCCAAGAUAAUCAUCGUGCAUUCGUUUGACGUCUGCUCAAAGAAUGCAUAUACUGCUGUGGUAAAGUGCGCACCAGCAAAAUGAUUCGUCAUCGCACCAAUCAACUUGAUUUGACCUCACCCAAGGUCAGUGUGCGUUGUGGGAGCUGUCCAUGGCUUUUAGCCAUACAAAGAAAUCUGUGAUUUACCCGAAGCAUCAAAACAUGUGUUUCUACAGCAGACAAGCUACCACAUAAUCUGAUAUGGAGAUGGUACCAUGUGUGAUGUCCAGAUGGUAGAUGUUCACUGUGAUAAGAUGAUUAAAGAGCCUGCUGACAGCUGUCAGGGACUUCUUCAGGUUUGAGUAAAGAAAAUACUCAAAAGUCAGAAACAACAAGAAUGGAAAAUAUCAAAUUUAGCACAAUUAGAUGUUUGCAAUAUUAUGUAUGAAGAAAUUGUAUACAAGAAUUUAAAACCAUUCUUUAAUAUCUUUAAUUUACAUCAAUCAUUGUCUUGAGGAUAUACUAUGGCUUAUUCGCAGAGAUUUUCAGAAACAUCACUGACUUAUGUAUACCAAAAUGGUCUGUGAAAAAAUGGCAUAUGUAUGUAUUCAAAACAGAUAUUUCAGAUAAAAUUUAAUCCAGACAUCCGAUAAAUACUACAGUAGUAGUUUAGAGUGUGUGAAAUUAUUUUAUCUGAAAAAAUCAAAAAGGAUUCAAGCUAUUCAAUAUGUUCACUUGGUUUAACAAACAUAUAGAUUAGAAAUAACUUGAAAUAAGUACUGCUUUUUACCUAUAGUGAGUCAGUAGUUAGAAAACACAUGCAAUCAAUUCAUGCUUUUAAAGUUUUCAUGUUGAGAAUGUGACCAUAAUUUACUUGUUUUGAUGAACUGACAAGCGUAUGCCCUGGCACAAAUUGGUUUUGAAAUAUGGAAAUUUCAUUUAUAAUGGUAUAGUGUUAUCUUGUCUGUAUGUCCGUCCAUCCAUCCAAUAGUAGCUUCUCUAACAUCCUGAUGAGAGAGAAUUUUAGUGGAACUUUGUGUACUAGAGGCACUUUAAGAAUUCCAAAUCACAUUUUGAAAAUAUUUUCCAAUUUUAAAUUCUUAUUUGAAUACGUAAAAAUAUGGACCUGAAAAGACUUUAACAGCAUUUGAAUUCUAUUUUGUGUAAAGAUGUGUAUGAUGCAAAUUAUCUUUUAAUCUAUAGAACAAUUAUGUUGAGUCAUUUUGAAUUUGCUCUUUCCAAAUUCCACCAUAAAUUCCACAAAUACCGAAUAUUCCCAACUCCUUAAAACAGAAUGCUUCAUUGAAAGUUUUCAGGUUCCACACACUUAACGAUUCAAAAAACAAUAUUUAGAAUUUUGAAAAAAGUCCAAGGUCACACGGCAGUUGAAAUUAAAACGAUUGUUAUUCAUGUAUAAUUUUUUAGUAUAAAUUGAGAAUUAUCACCUAUGAACCUUAGAAGAUAUUUUAAAUGGCUGAAGAUUAUCGGUUAAAACUCUUUUACUGUUGAAAAAAGGAUUGAGCAUAAUCAUAAACAUUAGAUGAAUGAGAAAGAAUUUGUAUGUGAGGCUGAUAUUAUUCAUAUAACAUUUAUCAAGCAUAGAUUGUGUGAUUGUACAUCAUAAUGACCUCAUUUUUCGUUUAAGUGCAUAUGCUACCUAAAUUGUAAUUGUUUACCUUCACAAAAGAGUUCUACCCAUCUACCUGAAGGAUCAUGUUCAUUAAGAGAGUCUUUAAUAAACAAAGACAUAAAGUUGUCAAUGGUGAUCCAACACAAGGUAAAUGCCAAUAAAAUAUAUCCUAUGGGAGAUAACUCUUAACACAAAUCACAGGUAUAAGGUAGCAUAUACCUUAAGCUUAUAUUCAUUCAAUAUUGUUCAUGUUUAAUUUUGUAUUGUUAAGCAGUUGUGUAUCUUAAUGACAUUUCCUUAAUGUAGUAAAUUUACAUUUAGCAUUAUUUACAUAUGAGCAUUAGGUCUGUGUUCUCUUGACCUACUGGGAGCUGAAUAAUUACCUUUAUGAUGACUUGUGCUUAAUCUAUCUGCCAAAAUUUUAGACAGAAUUUUUCGUUUUUUAAUUUGUGUACUUAUUCAAGAAUAAAUGGGAUUUUUGAGUUCUUAUUUUCAUCAAAGAUAGUGGAUAUGACACUUGUGACUUUUGUACAAAUUCUUGGAAGAAUUUGAAUUUUUUUGUAUCAAAUGUUGUUAUGUAAGUUGUCUGGACAGCAUUAAUUCCCAAAUGAAUAAAUAUACAACUGCAUUACAGUAUGAUAUUUUUGUCAUAAUGAAUAAAUUUCAUGAAGGUCAUUUAAAAAAAAAAAUCAAAUAUUCAAUAUUUUGGUUCAAGCACAUUUAUCAUAAACAUUAAUUUGGGGUUGUUGUUUUAUCAACAAAUGUCAGGAAACAAAAUGCAAAGCAAACAAGAACUCAAAAUUUCAGAUAUUUUAGUUUUAUCAAAAACUGUUCAAUGAAAAUUUCAAAUGUUUUAACCCUCUGUUUGUAGGCUCGGCACAGACUUUUUGUUGAAUUAUUUGUUGUUGUUUUUACAAUAAUAAAUUUUUACUGGAAUGAUUAUUACCAAAGACUGACAGUGAACAGCAUUAAAAAAUGGUAUUCUGUAUUAAAAAAAAUUUACUGAUCAAAUUUUUUUGUUAAGCCAAAGGGAAAUUUCUCUUGAAGAGGCAUUAAAUAUGGUAUUGUGGUAUUGAAAUUGAGACUUUUUGAUCGAAAUGGAAAUACUUUGAAAUAGACUUUUUAAAAAGUUUCAAUUUUGUAUUCAUUUUGAUACAAUGAGUGCUGUCAUUUUCAAAAGGAAUUAGAUGGACAUUUCAUGUUGUAUUUUUGAAUUGGAAAGAAAUUUGCUUUUUGCCAAAUUAUACACCUUUUGUACAUUUUACAUGUGUGAAAUGUUGGUCAGCAUUAUAACCCAUUAUUCAGCAUGUUUCGUUAUCUUUAUCCAUGCAUACAGUGUACAGGCAUAUCUAUAUGAAAUGUAUAAUAGAAACAAAGUUGGUGGUAAUGUCAUCAUUAGAAUCCAGUUAUAAUGCAGUACCUGUUUUUGUACAUUUGAAAAAUUUUUUUUUU
Molecule: messenger RNA, 6116 nt
Organism: Ylistrum balloti
Lineage: Eukaryota; Metazoa; Mollusca; Bivalvia; Pectinida; Pectinidae
Product: reversion-inducing cysteine-rich protein with Kazal motifs-like
Exons: 23
Coding region: 1-2988 (995 amino acids)
Biological process (GO): extracellular matrix organization
Cellular component (GO): plasma membrane
Molecular function (GO): metalloendopeptidase inhibitor activity; protein binding
Source: RefSeq, a predicted model, not a curated record